CUUUAAAGCAGAGCUCCCGGUGACAGGCGAGAGAGCUGGUUCGGCAGUGCGGUCGCGGCUUUCUGCACUCCCGGCGGCGGAAUGGCCCGUGCGCUGCUCGUCGCGUCUCCGGCCUGCGACCCUUAGACGCCCAAGCCCGCUCUCCGCGCCAAUCCUCCCGCGCGGACGCUGCCAGCGAGCCGGCGGUGCGGCGGCGACUCGGCUCCUGUGGUCGCUUCUCUCAGGCUGCUCGAUCAGGAUUUUUAGACUCUGAGGAACAAUUGGAGCUAACCCACACCAUGGAAAUGGAAACCACUGAACCUGAGCCAGACUGUGUAGUGCAGCCUCCCUCUCCUCCUGAUGAUUUUUCAUGCCAAAUGAGACUGUCUGAGAAGAUCGCUCCAUUGAAGACUUGUUUUAAGAAAAAGGAGCAAAAGAGAUUGGGAACUGGAACCCUGAGGUCUUUGAGGCCCAUUUUAAAUACUUUGCUAGAAUCUGGCUCACUUGAUGGUGUUUUCAGAUCUAGAAACCAGAGUGCAGAUGAGAGCAGCUUACAUGAACCUAUUGUGAAAAAACCCCUGGAAAUCAGUCCAUCAUGUCCACCAGCAGAAAAUAGUAUGUCUGUUCUGAUUCCUGAUGGGACAAGUGUUGGGGGGCAAAUACCAGAAGCCCAUCCUUCCACUGAUGGUCCAGAACAAGUGGUUCCAAUCCAGGAUCACAGCUUUCCACCUGAAACUCUUAGUGGGACGGUGGCCGAUUCUACAGCAGGGCACUUCCAGACUGACCUUUUGCAUUCAGUUUCAAGUGAUGUUCCUGCUAGUCCUGACUGCAUAGACAAAGUUAUGGAUUACAUUCCAGGAGUUUUCCAAGACAACAGUUUUACAAUCCAAUACAUUUUGGACACCAGUGAUAAGUUGAGUACUGAGCUCUUUCAGGACAAAAGUGAAGAGGCUUCCCUUGACCUUGUGUUUGAGCUGGUAAACCAGCUACAGUACCAUACUCACCAGGAGAACGGAAUUGAAAUUUGCAUGGACUUUUUGCAAGGCACUUGUAUUUAUGGCAGGGAUUGUUUGAAGCACCACACGGUGUUGCCAUAUCAUUGGCAGAUCAAGAGGACAACUACUCAAAAAUGGCAGAGUGUAUCCACUGAUUCCCAGGAGCACUUGGAAAGAUUUUACUGUAACCCAGAGAAUGAUAGAAUGAGAAUGAAGUAUGGAGGACAAGAAUUUUGGGCAGAUUUGAAUGCCAUGAAUGUGUAUGAAACAACUGAAUUUGACCAACUACGAAGGCUGUCCACACCACCCUCUAGCAAUGUAAACUCUAUUUACCACACAGUCUGGAAGUUCUUCUGUAGGGACCACUUUGGAUGGAGAGAGUAUCCUGAGUCUGUUAUUCGAUUGAUUGAAGAAGCCAACUCUCGAGGUCUGAAAGAGGUCCGAUUUAUGAUGUGGAACAACCACUACAUUCUUCACAACUCAUUCUUCAGGAGAGAAAUAAAAAGGAGACCCCUCUUCCGCUCCUGUUUUACACUGCUUCCGUAUUUACAGACACUUGGUGGUGUUCCCACACAGGCUCCUCCACCUCUUGAAGCAACUUCAUCAUCACAGAUCAUCUGCCCUGAUGGGGUCACCUCAGCAAACUUUUACCCUGAAACUUGGAUUUAUAUGCAUCCAUCUCAGGACUUCAUCCAAGUGCCUGUUUCUGUAGAGGACAAAAGUUAUCGAAUCAUCUAUAAUCUUUUUCAUAAGACUGUGCCUGAGUUUAAAUAUAGAAUUUUGCAAAUACUGAGAGUCCAAAACCAGUUUCUUUGGGAGAAAUAUAAAAGGAAAAAGGAAUAUAUGAACAGGAAAAUGUUUGGCCGUGACAGGAUAAUCAAUGAGAGACAUUUAUUUCAUGGAACAUCCCAGGAUGUGGUAGAUGGAAUCUGCAAGCACAACUUUGACCCUCGAGUCUGUGGAAAGCAUGCUACAAUGUUUGGACAAGGCAGUUAUUUUGCAAAGAAGGCAAGCUAUUCUCAUAACUUUUCUAAGAAGUCCUCCAAAGGAGUCCAUUUCAUGUUUCUGGCCAAAGUGCUAACUGGCAGAUACACAAUGGGCAGUCAUGGCAUGAGAAGACCCCCUCCUGUCAAUCCUGGCAGUGUUACCAGUGACCUGUAUGACUCUUGUGUGGAUAAUUUCUUUGAGCCUCAGAUUUUUGUCAUUUUUAAUGAUGAUCAGAGUUACCCUUAUUUUGUUAUCCAAUAUGAAGAAGUCAGUAACACUGUUUCCAUUUGAAAAAUCUUGGUACUGCUAAAUUAUUUGAUAUGAACUCAAUCCAGCAUUUGUAGCAGGUUGUGGAUGGGUGGGACAGAGUGGGGAACAGCAUUGGACAUUAAUAGGGCACUUUUAAGACCCAUUUUUUAAGUGCUAGAAAGCGAAAAAUUUUUUAAAGAAAAACAAUUUUAAAAUGACCACUUAUUCUUUAAUUAUUUACUAAUUGUUGUUAGUGUACUCAGUGUGGAAAAGACUACAGAUUGCAUACUCUUUUUAUUCACACUUGUACAUAUAGGCAGCAAUGGUAUUAGAAGCAUUUUUAAAAAGAAACUGAACAGCCUAACCAAUUAAAUGCGACUUAAGCCUGGUAGAAGUUUGGCCAAAUGAAAUGGAGGCUGUGAGCAAAGUGAGGAUUCUGUUACUUAUAAUGAUAAAACGACUGGAGCUAAUACUAUCAUACUUAUUCCCUGUCCAAAGCAUCACUUACAUUGUAGGAUAAGUUCAUGAAAUUCUAGUGGGUGGAAAGAAGUUUUUAUUCCUAUCAGCAGAACUGAAAUAUAUCACCCAAGCAGAGAGCAUUGGUGACUUUAACUGUUCUGCAGAAUUUGCCUGAGGAUUCAGAGGAAAUAAAGAAAAAAAAA
Molecule: messenger RNA, 2872 nt
Organism: Lontra canadensis (Northern American river otter)
Lineage: Eukaryota; Metazoa; Chordata; Mammalia; Carnivora; Mustelidae
Gene: TIPARP
Product: TCDD inducible poly(ADP-ribose) polymerase
Exons: 6
Coding region: 279-2252 (657 amino acids)
Molecular function (GO): metal ion binding; NAD+ poly-ADP-ribosyltransferase activity
Source: RefSeq, a predicted model, not a curated record